This is a messenger RNA of Girardinichthys multiradiatus, 1569 nucleotides long. RefSeq lists its product as uncharacterized. The record is from RefSeq and is a predicted model, not a curated record. NCBI's taxonomy places the organism in Eukaryota, Metazoa, Chordata, Actinopteri, Cyprinodontiformes, Goodeidae. The transcript is spliced from 5 exons. Gene Ontology annotation, cellular component: plasma membrane. The coding region runs from base 300 to 1193 and encodes 297 amino acids.
GGUUGACAAGGUGUCGACUGUUCAUCCGUUUGCGCGACAGCAGCUCCCCAGCAGCGCGCCGCCCAGACUGAACUUGCAGCGAGACGGAGCGGUUCGCAGGGAGGACUCUCUGGCGGACGAGAUUUAUCACUUGGAGAAACUGACGAUACGGAAGCUUAAAUAUCUCACAAGCAGCGAGUUUUUUUGUUUUUGUUUGUUUUUUUUAAAUCUUGCACCGGGCACAGCAGGGUUCUGGAGCGCUGCUUUGACGCACAUCAAAAAAGGAGAGGCGAGUGUGGGCGCAUCUGCCUGCCACCACCAUGUCCACGGCCUCAGUAGCAGAUGUGAGAUUAGAGAAUAAAGAAGACAGCCAUAGCCGGAGUGACCCAGGUCGUGCACAUGCUCAGUGCACACCGAGGCCCCUGCCGACUGUGGGCAGCCAAAGGAUCAUCCAGGGUAACGGGACCAGUGUGGGCACAGUCAUUUCCCUGAAGUGCCCAGCUAAACACAAGCUGGUGGGCAAAGAUCUGAAGUGUAUCAUGGGCACCAACAGCACCCAAUGGGUGGGGGAGACCUUCUGUCAGCCUCUGUCCCCCUAUGAGAACUAUGGUUUCCGUGUGGCCGUCCUGGCAUCCAUCAUAAGCUCGGGAAUAAUCCUGCUCAUGUCUGUGGCCUUCAUCACCUGCUGUUUGCUUGAGUGCACUGAAGAGGAUAAAAACAAAAAGGAAGGAAGGGAGCCUAAUGGUCCUCGCUUGGAGGGUCAGAACCAGCGCCAGGAGGACAGCACGUCAGGUUACAGUCAUAAAGGUCGGAACAACAACAAUAACAACGCAGAGAAGAUGGUGCUGCCUUGGUGGGAAACUGCAAACCCAGCCCUGUGUGACAACAUUCAGCCUUGCAGAUGUCAGCAGCAGUACACCUACUGCCCUCCUCUGCCUCCACUUACUGCUCUUCCUGGACAGGACUAUGAUCAGCCUCUCUUACCCCAAAACCUGCCCACUUAUCCACCUGAUUACACAGGACCUGCUCUCUCGUCCUGUCAAGCUGCCAACUCCGGAUUGGUCCACUCCUCAGCGGCUGGGUCGGGACUGGUGUGGCAGUAUGGGGGACAACACUGCAAUAUAUCUGAAGUCAAGCCAGCAAUCACAAGGAAUAUAAACACAAACAGUAAUAUGAACCCCAAGGAGGUUUCCAUCAGGAUCCUAUCAGUGUGAGGAUACAUUGCUGACAGAGUAAAUAUGAAAUCUUAUUUGAUGUGUAACACCUUCAGCUCAGAUUUUGAGUGAAAUGACUUAACCAUGUUUUGUGAAAGAAAAACAGCUGAAUGCCUGUGGUGCUAUAUCUAUUUAUAGACACUGAUCUUAAAGGCAUAUAACUUGCGCCGUUAAUCAAAUUGUGAAACUACACUGCACCCUGGCGGAAACUAGGAGCCAAUGCAUCUUUAGUACACCUGCCAUGCUAUGGACGUAAACUCCUGACAUUGAAUGAAGAAAAAAAAAGAUUUAUGCUUGAUAAAAAAAAAAAAACUCUCUUACACUAAAGGUUAAGGUGAUUACUGGAAAAAGUCUCAAUAAACUGGAACCAGCUUUU